UACCUCGCACUCAGUUACGUAUGGGGCGGGGACCAAAUCCACAAGACCACGAAAUCGAACAUAUUCACAUACGAACAAGGCAUUCCGCCUUCCCUUCUCCCCGCUACCAUCCGCGACGCCAUUCGUGUCACACACAUGUUGGGCUUCCGGCUACUCUGGGUCGAUAGCCUCUGCAUCAUCCAGGACUCCGAAGAGGACAAACUCCACGAAAUCGGCCAUAUGCAUAACAUCUACCGCUACGCACAUUUGACGAUUAUGGCCGGCAGCGCGGAAGGAGCCAGCAAGGGCUUUCUCCACAGGCGACCUCCCCCAGAACACGACAUUGCCCUCCCCUUCAUCUUCCUUCCCCAUCAUCUGACCUCUGUAUGGUGCUGGGAUGGCAGUUUGGUAACCCAGUCGCAGGUUGGUCAAGUCUACUUCGCUUCGAUUUCGUCGACUCGGAAAUCGUACAAUGACGAACUCGGGCGCAUGGCCACGCGAGCCUGGUGCCUACAGGAGUACCUGUUGUCCCCACGUACCCUUCUCUUCACCCCCAGGACAGUCCUAUCCAGGUGCCUUACCGCUACGCAGGCGGUUGGAAACGAUUCACCUUGCUUCAUCGUCGACGAUCUCCAGCUACCGAAGACGCUCUUCCUCCGAGACCCGCCCGUAGCGGAACCAGGUUCCAAGGAGUGGAAGGACAUGCGCACAGCCUGGAUGAAGGUUGUCGAAGAUUACAGCGGCCGCACCGUUGGCGUCGAGUCUGACAAGCUCGUUGCGUGCGCGGCCGUCGCGGAGCAAUUCCGCCGUGCCCUGGACUCGGCAUACUUGGCCGGUUUGUGGAGCUCGGAUAUGUUCCUCGUCGACCUCCUAUGGGAGACUGUCAAGGACUCGCCGAACGGGGCGACACGCCAACAUACGCGCCCCAGAACGUACCGUGCGCCGUCAUGGUCAUGGGCAGCGGUCGACGGCGUCGUCCGCCAGUGUCCCCAUGCUUCGUAUCUGGAAGACACCCAAACUGCCGCUCUCGUCAACAUCAUGGAGUGCGGGGUCGUACUCGAAGAUGCUGCGCUUCCGUUCGGUCGAGUAUUGGAUGGUGCCCUCUGGUUGCGC
Molecule: messenger RNA, 1092 nt
Organism: Trametes versicolor FP-101664 SS1
Lineage: Eukaryota; Fungi; Basidiomycota; Agaricomycetes; Polyporales; Polyporaceae
Product: HET-domain-containing protein
Exons: 1
Source: RefSeq, a predicted model, not a curated record